This is a messenger RNA of Candidula unifasciata, 672 nucleotides long. The record is from the annotation of a GenBank genome assembly. NCBI's taxonomy places the organism in Eukaryota, Metazoa, Mollusca, Gastropoda, Stylommatophora, Geomitridae.
AUGUCGAAGAAAACGGUUGAACUUUUCUAUGACGUUGUUUCGCCGUAUACCUGGUUUGCAUUUGAAGUGUUGUUGAGGUACCAGAAUCGGUGGAACAUUAAUCUCAAGUUGCGUCCUUUUUUUCUCGGAGGACUUAAUGCUGGAACAGGUAAUAAACCUCCAAUCAUGGUGCCAGCAAAGGCCAAGUAUAUGCCUAUAGAUGUCCUUCGUUUGGGGAAGUACUUUGAUGUUCCUGUUAAGAAUCCAAAGGAUCCUGUUGCCUUGCUGUUCACCAAAGGGACUCUGAUACCCCAGAGGUUUCUCACAGCCAUUGACAUGACCUGUCCACAGUUUCUGGGAAAUGUUUCCAGGGAGCUUUGGAUGAGGGCAUGGAACAGAGAUGAAGACAUUACAGAACCAGCAAGUUUAACUCAGGCUGCCAAACUGGCCGGGUUGUCAGAGAAACAGAUUGCAGAAAUUCUGCCCAGAAUCAACAGUAACGAUGUGAAAGAACGGUUGAAGCAGACAACGCAGGAAGCUCUCGAUUUGGGGGCUUUUGGCUCACCAACCAUUGUGGCCCACGUUGAUGGCAAGAAGGAAUGGGUGUUUGGCAGUGACAGGUUUCCCAUUCUAGCCGACUUGUUGGGUGAGAAGUGGGAAGGUCCUUUGCCAGGUGUAUCAAGCAAGCUAUGA